Gryllus bimaculatus (two-spotted cricket) is the source of this 623-nucleotide messenger RNA. NCBI's taxonomy places the organism in Eukaryota, Metazoa, Arthropoda, Insecta, Orthoptera, Gryllidae. The record is from the annotation of a GenBank genome assembly.
UGUUAACGUUUUACAACUCGGUCUUGUAAUGAAUGUGCCCGCUACGAAGAAGCGGGAAGGAAUGUGGCUUAAAAUAACACAUCAUGAGCGAACGUAAAGGGGCUGUGUCGUGCUCGCCAGAAUGUGCGUGUGUGUGCAGCUCUCUUCAGACCACUGUCCUCUGCAUGGCAGUGACGACGAACCGUCGCUGUGCGAAGGGGCACCAACGGACGACUGAUGGGAAAAAGCAGUGUAGAUACGAAAAGAAGGAGAAGUGUGGUAGUGGAGGAGGGCAAGAGGUACCGCUGGCUGCGCGGAUUCCAGCGAGCCUCGCUGCCACACGCACACGCGCUUCUCGGAAACGCCCGGUUCUGCCGGGCGAAGCCAUGUGCGACGACGGUGGCGGCGGCGGCGAUGGCGGCGGCGGCGAUGGCGGUGGAGGCGGAGGCAGCGGCGGCGGAGACCGUGGCGGAGGCGGAGGCAGCGGCGGAGGUGUAGGCGGCCCUGCACAAGCGGUCGGGGAAAUUGCGUUUCCGCAGCUGGCGUCUGCAAACAUCUCGGGCGGCGGCGGCGGCGGCGGCGGCUGCCCGCAGCGCAGAGAGCGCCCGCCCCCGGAGAAGGACGACCGCGGAGCCUCCGGAUGA